Messenger RNA from Xenopus tropicalis (tropical clawed frog), 2008 nucleotides. RefSeq names its product protein kinase C theta type-like. Gene Ontology annotation, molecular function: ATP binding; protein kinase activity; kinase activity. The record is from RefSeq and is a predicted model, not a curated record. The coding region runs from base 252 to 1712 and encodes 486 amino acids. Lineage: Eukaryota; Metazoa; Chordata; Amphibia; Anura; Pipidae. The transcript has 9 exons.
CUCCAUCAACUUAAAAUGUUUGCUCUUAGAGCAGUUUGCUUCUCUGUAGUGACAUAACCAGCUCUCUAUGUCAAUGUCUAUGACAAUGCCACUGUCUUUGGUCACAUGUCUCAACUGGGUCAGUUACCAACUGCCAUUAGGACAGUGAGGAGAGAGGACAGGGAGUUAGAGCAGAGCGAGUUAAAUAGCGAUAAAUAGAGAUAAAAACUACAAAAACUGAGGAAAAACAGUGAAGGAGGAGAGAGGCGAAGAUGGAGGUGAGGAAGAGAAGGAGUCGGAGUUUGGAUGAGGAAGGAAAGGAAGAAAAAAUGAAGAAAAUCCAUGUAGAGGAGAAGCCCAACAAUGAAGAGAGGCCGUUGGAAGACCAGAAGAAAAGCCCCAUGGAAAAGACAAGUAAAGAUAAGAGCAAAGAAAGGAAAAAGAGUGAAGAUCAGUUGGAAGAUGGGAAGAAAAGCCCCAUGGAGAAGCGGAGCAUUGAAAAUGGGGCCAAUAAAAGAAUGAGGAGUGAAGAAGGACAGUUGGAAGAUGGGAAGAAAAGCCUGAGGAAGAUCUGUGAAGAUGAGAAGAAAAGCCCCAUGGAGAAGCGGAGCAUUGAAAAUGGGACCCAUAAAAGAAGGAGGAGUGAAAAAGGACAGUUGGAAGAUGAGAAGAAAAUCAGUGAAGAUCAGAAUAAAAGAUCAAGAAGCCCGGAGGAUCCCUUGGAAGGUGGAAGCAAGCCGAAGAAACUCCGCGUGGACACCGAUAGACCUGCCCCCUUGGAUAUUAAAAACUACAGGUUUUAUUCAGAGCUGGCAAGUGGAGGUUUUGGCCAGGUGAUGUUGGCUUCGUAUGCACCGACGAAGCAGCUGGUAGCAGUCAAGAUCAUGAAGAAAAAACCAGACAAGAGCAACUUCGCCAUCAUGAUGAAGGAGGCGCGGCUGCUGAAGGUCGCAAGAGGAUGCACAUUUCUGUGCCAUUCCUACGCAGCUUUUCAAUCAGAGCUGGAAGCCUUCCUCAUUCUGGAGUACGCCAGCGGGAAGUCUCUAAUGGAAAUGAUUAAUCGCAAAGGAAAUCUGCCAAUGGGAAGAAUCAUGUUCUACACAGCAGAGAUGGUGGUCGGCCUCCAGUUCCUGCACUCUAAGGGCAUCGUUCAUCGUGAUGUGAAACCUGACAACACCUUGGUGGACAGAGACGGCCAUAUAAAGAUCUGCGACUUUGGCCUCGCCGCGGAGGGCAUCUUCGAUGAGGAAAGGACGAGUGGAGUAGCGGGAACCCCUGGAUACCGGGCGCCAGAGGUUCUAUUAAAGGCUAAUUACAACGCAGGCGUGGAUUGGUGGUCGUUUGGGAUUACCAUGUACCAAAUGGCCACGGGCCGCUUGCCAUUUUCACCAACAGGCAGUAUUGUAAGGCAGUACUAUGCUAUAGAGAAGAACAAGCCUAAUUACCCCUAUUACAUGAGCCAGGAAAUGCUGGACCUCCUGCCGAAGCUUUUGGAGAUGAAAGAGAAUAAGAGAAUUGGAGUCAAUGGAAACAUCCGGGAGCAUUCAUUCUACAGAACGGUCAUCUGGGAAGAGCUGGAGAACCGAAGAGUGAAGAGCCCCUUCCAGCCAGGAAUGCCAUCAGCAGAUGACUUCACCGAAUGCCAGCAAACAUUCUCUGCUAAUGUUCGGAAGGAAGAAACCAACCUGGAAGAUUUCUCCUAUGUGGAUCCCAACUGGGAAGGGCAGGGGUAAGGCAUUAACUGGCUCUAACAUGGGAUAACAUCGUUCAUUACUGCCUGAACUUAACAACAACCAGGGCCAAUAACAUCAUAGCGCCUAUGGCAAGCUGCGCUACUCAGCAAUCCAUCCGCCUGCGCCAGCCUGAAUCCACCAGCAACGGCGCCACCACACAGGCUUGUGUGGUGAUUAGAAAGCCGGAAAGAAGAACAGGAGUUAAGUAUUGUAGGUAUAACUUUAGUGUGUGUGUGUUUGUAUGUAUGUGUAUGUGUGUGUGUGUGUGUAUGGGUGUGUGUGUGUAUGUGUGUGUG